AUGGACCUUGACAACAUCGAGGAAUUCAACGGGACACAUGACUUUGGAACAAAUACUUUCUGGAACUUUGACAGUUUCCGUUCCGAUACCGAGAUGCCGUUUCAGGCAGAGCCAGACUCCGCCGAGCCCUUCGAUGCCGAUAUAUCGAUGAACUUUGAGGUUUGUCCUCCAUCAGACAAGGACAUUCAUGAUGAAGACAUGAUAGAUGCCGAUGCCGAAGAAGACGGAUCCUCCUACGAGAUUCUGGUUCAGAAGAGGGUCAACCAUAGCUUCGCCAUCCCCAACGCGAAGUGUCUUGACAUCGACCCUUCCAGUUUGAGUCGGUAUUUUCAUCACGCACGGCCCAAGUCCAACUCAGCAAUCAUCGAGGAAGACUUGAAUAAUUUCGCAGGGCUUCAAUCAGCCGUGUGCAAGUUCCCCGGCCACAGACGCCAAGACAUGUCCUAUGCCUGUGGUGCAAGUGAGGAACGCCGAAUCUAUCACAAGGCCGUGCGUGUGAACAGGGGGCUACGUUAUGAGGCCCAUAUUCCAAGCAUGAAAGUCAUACAGAAAAAGCGCGGCUCGGAGUUCUUGUAUAAUACCAUCUUGAAGAUGAAUGAGGAUGAAGAACUGGGAUUAGAUGUGUUUUCACGGAUAAAGCUGAAGCAAAAAAUGGAGAUAGACGAGUCGCAUAGACGACACCAAGGUUGA
Messenger RNA from Fusarium graminearum PH-1, 690 nucleotides. RefSeq lists its product as uncharacterized. The transcript has 3 exons. Lineage: Eukaryota; Fungi; Ascomycota; Sordariomycetes; Hypocreales; Nectriaceae. Bases 1 to 690 code for a protein of 229 amino acids. The record is from RefSeq and is a predicted model, not a curated record.